AUGAGCGACGACGAGAGAGCACUAGAAGGUGAUAGUAAAGAUCCUGCUUCUUCCUCGAGCUGUUCAAAUUCAUACGAGUUUAGCCACGCUGCUGCUAAAGUUGCAGUAGCUCAGGUCUGCGAGAGCGUUGGGUACGAGCAAUUCAAGGAUCCAGCUCUUGAAUCUCUAGCGAGAUUCGCUGUUCAGUACAUUCUUCAGAUAGGUAAAACCGCUACUUCCUUCGCUAACCUAACUGGUAGGAGUCAGUGUAACGUUUUCGAUAUAGCUCUCGCUUUGGAAGAUUUGAAUGGUAGUAAUGGAGUCGAAAAGAUCUCCGCUGAGAGUUGUUCUGUUGUUCGUUCGGUUAAGCUUAGGGAAAUCAUCGAUUUCGUUGAUUCGAGUGAAGAAAACCCUUUUAUGCAGCCAUUGCCUCGUUUUCCUGUAGCUAUAAGUGAUAGGAGUAAGAAGAAGAUGAUGAUUCCUAGUUUUGAUGAAAUUGGUGAAACACCACCUGGGAAACAUAUUCCUCUUUGGUUACCGGCUUUUCCUGAUCCUCAUACGUAUAAGGAAACACCUAUGUGGAUCGAAAGAGCAUCAGAUCCUAGAGGAGAUAAGAUUGAGCAAGCGAGGCAGAGACGGAAAGCGGAGAGAGCUUUGUUGAGUUUGCAGAGGAAACUUGUCUGUAAAAUCUCCUCAGGGAAUCAUGUGUGGGGAGAUAUGGAUACUGUGAAAGAAGAAAUCAGAGAAGCUGAGGAUAAAGAACUGCGUUGUGUAUCGCCUUCGAUAUCGGGGGAGAAAGUUGAAUCAUUGAACAGAGAUGGUUUAUCAGUGAUAGAAGCAUUUGGUCCUGCCAUGGAUGCUGCAAGAGAUGGGUUUUGCAGUGAAGCUGAUACUGAAUGGAAGAGGACAAAACCUGUUGUGCUUUCUAAGCUCAGAACUGAGAAGAAAUUUCUAGGACAACCGUUGGAUCUAAGUUUGCAGAUGAAGGGUGAAGAUAGACCCAUAUCGUAUGUGCGUGAGGAGGAUAGAGAUGACAAAAGGAGAAGGGCAGAGUUCAUUUUAAGACAGUGCAUGGAGAACCCAGUGGACCUCAAUCAGAUGUAA
Arabis nemorensis is the source of this 1083-nucleotide messenger RNA. Lineage: Eukaryota; Viridiplantae; Streptophyta; Magnoliopsida; Brassicales; Brassicaceae. The record is from the annotation of a GenBank genome assembly.